Molecule: messenger RNA, 987 nt
Organism: Scheffersomyces coipomensis
Lineage: Eukaryota; Fungi; Ascomycota; Pichiomycetes; Serinales; Debaryomycetaceae
Exons: 1
Coding region: 1-987 (328 amino acids)
Biological process (GO): inner mitochondrial membrane organization
Cellular component (GO): mitochondrial inner membrane
Source: RefSeq, a predicted model, not a curated record
AUGAUAGGAUUGGGAUUAAAGAGACGUAUAGGACGGGAUGAGUUGAGACGAUUGACUACUGCUACUAUAGCUGAGAAAGCUGAGUUCACAGGAAGUGGACCAUUCAUUGAAUUACCCCAAUUUAGAUCGAUUGGGAACCCCAGUAAAUUAUUGAACAUUACAUUGCCCCAAUCAUCAAGGUUGAAUAUACGACAUGGGUCGAUGGUUGCUAUUAAUGGAGAUUUAAGUCAAUUGGUGAGUUAUACAAGGUCCUUAACGAAAUUCACUCAAUAUGAAGAAUUACAUUCUGGUGAUUCGGUUUCAGUAGUGAUUAAUGGUAAUAAUAAGAAUUAUGCUAUUAUUGAUGCUGAAUCGAAAUCAUCAAAUGUGAAUAAUACACCAUGGAUUGUAUUGAAUGAUGAGAAUAUAAUUGCAUGGACAGGAUAUAAUUUUGAAUUAAAAUCAAAAUCAAUUCUUGAUAAAUAUCGUAGUUUUGAAACUUCAGGUAAAGGUACUUUAGUUAUAAAUGGUGAUAACGAAUUAUUCAGUAUACAAUUGAAUCCUAAUGAAUCAUUGUUGGUCAACCCCAGUACUUUGAUUGCUACUAAUGGAUCCAUUCUGUUUAAAGUUCUUGAUGGCCAAAAUAACGCUACUUUGACAAACAUAUUGAAAUCUAUUCCAAGUAUAAAUUUACCCACUGUUGGUAUUAUUGGACUGUUUGUGAAUAGUAUAAGGGCAAGAAUUAAUUCAUUGAAAGCAUUAAUCACUACGAAUCAAGUUAUAGUUGAUAUCAAUCGAUAUAUUGGAACUACAUCCCAAUAUAUAGCUAAGAUUUAUGAUCUGAUAAAAUUAAGUUUGACAGGAACAAUUAUUAAGAAACGUCCUAUAUAUAUAGAAAUUAAGGGUCCAUCAAAGUUAAUUAUCAAUAACAAUACCCUGGUGCCAAAUCAUAGAUUAUUCACUAAGACAGAAAUUGAAAAGAUCUAUAAUCAACAUUACAUAGAAUAG